This is a messenger RNA of Cucurbita pepo subsp. pepo (vegetable marrow), 938 nucleotides long. RefSeq names its product ACD11 homolog protein-like. Gene Ontology annotation, biological process: ceramide transport; intermembrane lipid transfer. Gene Ontology annotation, molecular function: ceramide 1-phosphate transfer activity; ceramide 1-phosphate binding. Gene Ontology annotation, cellular component: cytoplasm; cytosol; membrane. The record is from RefSeq and is a predicted model, not a curated record. NCBI's taxonomy places the organism in Eukaryota, Viridiplantae, Streptophyta, Magnoliopsida, Cucurbitales, Cucurbitaceae.
GGUUCUCGUUACUUUCUUCUCUCAGUCUCCAAUGCUCUGGAAUUUCCGAUGACUUGGUGAAGACUUUGCGUAUAAUGGUGUUGGGUGUGGCGGUGGAUUUUGAGGGCUCAUAAAAAUGGACAAUGUUGCGUCCCCUCUUACCGCCAUAGCCGAGUCCUUCGAAUUGCUUUCCAAAUUAGUGGUUUCUUUGAAGGAUUCCUCUGAAGAACUCCGAUUGGAUAUGCUCUGUGAUGCUUGUUCUCUGGUCUCUGUGCUUUUCAGUUCCCUUGGCCUCGCCUUCAAAUUCGCUGAGUUAGAGUAUGUCUCCAAGGUUCACGAUCUUGCGGAAGCUUCCAAGAAGCACGUGACUGUGCCUACAAUACUUGAUGCUGAUGUUGCAAAUGACACAGUUAAGACACCCGGAAGCCAUUCUCGCAAUCUGCGUCGAGUUAGACAAGGAUUGGACCUUAUUAGAGCUCUGUUUGAACAGUUCAUGUCCACUGAUGAAUACUCGUUAAGGGAUGCGGCCUCAACAGCUUAUGCCCAAGUUUGUGCACCCUACCACAGCUGGACAGUCAGAACAGCAGUUUCUGCUGGAAUGUAUACUCUUCCAACGAGGGAGCAGCUCCUGCUAAAGCUCAACGAGACCAAUCAAUCAGCAGAGAAGAAAAUGAGAAGGUAUAUUGAUGCAUCGGGACCGGUCAUAGAAUAUAUUGACAAUCUUUACAUUUCUAGGAAAAUCACCUUGGACUGGUGACUUUCACCUCCUUCCAUAGGCAACCCAUUCUUCACUAUCCUGUCGAAGCAGCUGCUCAUCUCAACUGAGAUGGUAAGGAGAAAAAAAAAACAAAAAAAGAAGAGCCUUUUGAGGGGCUCUUCAAACAGAUUAUACAUUAUAUGUCGAACACUUUCAUAAAAGUUUCUUUGUAAUACACAUUUUGUUUAGUGUUAUUGUCUGU